Molecule: messenger RNA, 954 nt
Organism: Vombatus ursinus (common wombat)
Lineage: Eukaryota; Metazoa; Chordata; Mammalia; Diprotodontia; Vombatidae
Gene: PEG10
Product: paternally expressed 10
Exons: 1
Coding region: 1-954 (317 amino acids)
Cellular component (GO): cytosol
Molecular function (GO): nucleic acid binding; zinc ion binding
Source: RefSeq, a predicted model, not a curated record
AUGCCAACUAGCACCGGUUCGGGUGCUUCAGCCCGCCGCUGCAGGAUGGAGGACCUCACAGCAGAGGUCCAGGCCCUACGGGCCCAGCUCCUCCAACAGACCGAGGAGAACAGCUCUCUGCAGACCCAGCUCCUCCAGCUGUCCGAGGAAAACGCCAACCUGCGGGGCCAGCUCCAGGCCACCCCGGCGGGCGCCAUGGGCCUCUCUGCCCCUCGUGGCAAAUGCCCCGUCGGCCUCCCCGAGAAGUUUGACGGGACCCCUGAGAUGCUCCCAAGCUUCUUGGCCCAGAGCCGCCUGUACAUGGAGCUUCGGCCUGAAGAUUUCCCCACGGAGCACGUCCGCGUGUGCUUCCUCACCAGCCUUCUCAAAGGGCGUGCGGCCCGCUGGGCCACCCCAUACCUGCUGGAGUCCAGCCCUCUGCUGAACAACUACGAGGCCUUCAUCGACGAGUUCAAGCAGGCCUUUGAGGACCCCCAGCGGAAAGAGGCCGCCAACCGCAAGAUCCGGCGUCUCCGCCAAGGCCUCGGCUCCGUCCUGGACUACGCCAGCGCUUUCCGUCUCUGCGCCCAGGACCUGGACUGGAACGAGCCCGCCUUCAUCGACCAGUUCCUGGAGGGCCUCAGUGAUCCCAUCCAGGACGAGCUCGCCCGUGUGGAGGUGGCCCGCUCGCUGCCCGCGCUCAUCAACCAGUGUCUGCGCAUAGAGGGAAGGCUGAAUUCUCGGAGGGGGGCGUCUCCCAGCGGCUCGCCCCAGCCCCAGAGCUCCUCGUCUCCCCAGGCCGAGUCAGAAUCUAACCAGCUCAUCACUCGGCCCCAGCUGACUCCGGAAGAGAGAGAGCGCCGCCGAAGACUGAACCUGUGCAUGUACUGCGGGCUGGCCGGCCAUUAUGUGGACAACUGUCCAUCCAAGAAGCCAAAGUCUUCUGGGGUGGGAAACUCCCUGGCCCCGCUGUAG